Messenger RNA from Sceloporus undulatus (fence lizard), 1705 nucleotides. Its product is annotated as E3 ubiquitin-protein ligase TRIM11-like. NCBI's taxonomy places the organism in Eukaryota, Metazoa, Chordata, Lepidosauria, Squamata, Phrynosomatidae. Gene Ontology annotation, molecular function: zinc ion binding; protein binding. The transcript has 7 exons. Bases 104 to 1591 code for a protein of 495 amino acids. The record is from RefSeq and is a predicted model, not a curated record.
GAUUGCCAAGAAGGGAAAUGCCCAGUUGUUGACAGGAGAAGAAAAAUCAUGAAAUGUGAAACUGAAAUAGUCAGCUGUUUGCUUGAGACAGCAGCAGGGAGCCAUGGCAGCUGGAAGCUCCUUCCAGGAGCUUUCUGAAGAGGUCACUUGCUCCAUCUGCCUGGAGUUUUUCAAGGAUCCAGUGACCAUCGCGGAGUGUGGGCACAAUUUUUGCCGAGUCUGCCUGACCCAGUACUGGGGGGAGUUGGCUACAGAAGGUCUCUGCCCUCAGUGCAGAAAAAGAGGGCAGCAAAGGAACCUCAUCCCCAAUCGGCCGCUGGCCAAUGUUGUAGAAAUACUGGCCGCUGAGAAAUGCCAUAGUCAAGAAGAGGGAAAGGGCACAGAAGAUCCAGAGACUAUCUGUGAGAAGCACCAGGAGCCCCUAAGACUCUUCUGUAGAAACGACGUAAUCCCCAUCUGUGAGCUGUGCAACAAAUCCCAAGAACACAGAGAUCAUGAGGUGAUUUCUGUGGAGGAGGCUGAGCAGGAGUACAAGGAUCAGAUCCAUACCUGUUUACAUAAUCUCAGGGAAGUGGAAGAGAAAAUUCUGUCAUCCAAAGCAGAUGCCCUUAAAGAAAGCCAACAUCUGCUUGAACAAGCAGAAGAAGUGAAACAAACAUUGGAGGCUAAGUACCAACGGUUGCACCAACUUCUGGAAGAACAGGAGAAAGUUGUCCUAUUUGGGCUGGAAAAGGUGAAAGAGGAGAUUGAACAGAAAAGGGAAGAACAUCUGGCCAGGAUGUCCAGGGAACUCUCCUCCCUGAAGGCUCUCAUCCAGGAGAUGGAAGAGAGGUGCCAGCAGCCAGCAAGUGGACUCUUGGAGGAUAUGAAAAGCAUCUUGCAAAGGUCUGAAAUGAAGGAGAAAUUUGAAAAGCCUGUGCCUUUUCCUUCCAUUUUGAAGUGGCUAAUCUGGACCUACUGGGAUGAUAAUUCCUUACUGAAGGGCAUCGGAAAGCAAUUGAAAGAUAUCCUAAUAAAUGGAAUCAAGCUUCAUGAAGCAAAUUUGACUUUCGAUCCUGUCACAGCUCAUCCCUGCCUCAUCCUGUCAGAGGAUCACAAAAGCUUGAAGCUGGGAGAGAAUGAUCAAGAUUUGCCCAAGAAUCCAGAGAGAUUUGACCAGUUUCCCAUUGUGCUGGGGACAGAGGGUUUUUCUUCGGGCAGACAUUUCUGGGAUGUCAUUGUGGGACCUGAGGAAGAAUGGGCUGUGGGGGUCGCCAGAAAGUCUGUGAGAAGAAAGGGUCCGGUUGCGUUUGGUGCUGUAGAGGGGAUCUGGGUUAUAGGGAAGUGGCUACAUGGGUACUUGGCUCUCAACUAUCCUGACUUCACCCUGUUGCGUAGGGGAGGAAUUCUCAAGAGGAUCAGAGUAUUCCUGAACUACACUGGUGGCCAGGUAGCCUUCUUUGACUUAAAGAAAGCAGAGCUGCUCUUCGCUUUCUCAGAAGCUGAAUUCCUUGGGGAGCCUGUAUACCCUUUCUUUUGGCUGAACGGAAAAGCUGUCUUACGCUUUCUGUCAGAUAAUCGGAAUUCCCUUCGUAGAUGCCCAACAAUUUAAAAGAACGAUUUUUCAUCAAUAAUGCAUCUGAGGAAGUAUACAAAAGCUCGUGCUACCAAUUUCUUUCUUUAAGUUAGUCUCAAAAAUGCUACAAGAUCUCUCUGAGUACUGAUU